Drosophila navojoa is the source of this 1280-nucleotide messenger RNA. It is a transcript of the gene beta3GalTII, whose product is annotated as beta-1,3-galactosyltransferase 6. Gene Ontology annotation, cellular component: Golgi membrane. Gene Ontology annotation, molecular function: galactosylxylosylprotein 3-beta-galactosyltransferase activity. Gene Ontology annotation, biological process: glycosaminoglycan biosynthetic process; protein O-linked glycosylation. Lineage: Eukaryota; Metazoa; Arthropoda; Insecta; Diptera; Drosophilidae. The record is from RefSeq and is a predicted model, not a curated record.
UUAUCACUGGAAAAUGCGUCGCAUGAAUAACCUAGUUACGCUUUUUACGGCUAUAACAGCGUUCUUUUUUGGUAGUUUUAUUACACGCAUUUUAACCACCGUUGACAAAUGUCCGGCACACCGCAGCGGCGUUAUCAAACUUGAGCCACAUCCAGAUCUAUUUUUAGUGAUACUGGUGUUGAGUGCACCAGACAAUGCUGAGUUACGGCAAAGCAUGCGCGAUACUUGGUUGAGACUAGGGCAGCCACUAAACCAACCCUAUUUUCCCGAGGAGCAUAUCUACCUGCCCAGGUACAGUGGAGCCGGCGGACAUUUGCAAAUGGAAACGGUUGCAACGCAGGAGCAGCGCCUGAUGCACUACAUAAAGUGGCAACAGGAACUGACACAGAUGGACCAACCACGUGUGCAUCGCAACAUCAAAUUGAAGCAUUUAUUUGCCAUCGGAACACAGCGAUUGAACGGCAUAUUGCGCGGCGAAUUGGAGCGUGAGCAGCAGCAGCAUAAGGAUUUACUGUUGCUACCACGCCUGCACGAUGACUAUCUGAAUCUGACAGAGAAGCUGAUUCAGUCGCUUGAUGCGCUCACACGUUUUUACGACUUCUCCUAUUUGCUUAAGGUGGACGAUGACACCUAUGUAAAGCUGGACAAUCUGCUUAACGAGCUCGUCUCCUACGACCGAAAGCUCUUAAGAAACAGAGCGGACUAUGGGCAUGACCCGCAGCCUGAGCUCUAUUGGGGAUAUUUCAAUGGGCGAGCUACCAUCAAGACCAAAGGACGUUGGCGUGAGCCCAAUUAUUAUUUAAGCAAGAAUUACAUCAACUAUGCCCUGGGCGGCGGCUAUGUUCUCUCCCGUAAACUAUGCGAGCAUGUAGCCAACCAUUCCGAUCUAUUGUCAACCUAUGUCUCCGAAGACGCUUCCCUGGGCACCUGGUUGGCGCCACUACGUCAUGUUUAUCGCUGGCAUGAUCCACGCUUCGAUACUGCCUACACGCCGAGCAAGUGUCAUCCCUAUCAUCUGGUGCUGCACAAGCGCAAUGGGCGCCACAUGGAUGAUUUAUAUGCAAACAAAUUGUGCACCCAUGAGAUACCCGGCCAGCGGGUAUUUGUUUCCUAUUAUUAUGAUUGGACAAAGCCUGCAGACAAAUGCUGCGAUACCAUUGUAACUUAAUUGAACACAAUUAAGUGAUCCAUUGCCAAAGUUAGAAAUUAAGUUUUACAAUUUUAAGAUAUUUAUACAGGACUUAAUAUGUAAAUAAAUUGCUCCUGUGGCAGCAGUAUUA